UUUUCUCGAGUCAGCUGAAAGCUUAUUUAAUGCUGUUUCCGCUUACUAAUGUUUUAGUUAUUUGCACCAUCCUUAAACUUGUUGAUCUAAGAGUUAUGUCAACACAGUAGACUAGUUUGUGACAGACUUUAAAAAUAAGCAUUGAGUCACGAACUAACACUUCUUAAUCACAGUAUCAUCUUAGUAUAGAUCUAAAAGUUAUUAUUAUCUUCUCAGUGUCAUUUGUUACAGAGAAGAAAAACAAGAAUAAAGUGUAUCGAUAAAAGAAAAUGGUUCGUACUCAGAGAUCUGAGUUUGAAGAUUUCAUUUUGCGUGCAUUGAAUCCUCUUUCAAUUUCAAGUCUGUCAAGGUUGUCAAAGUCGAGUUUUAAUAACAGCCAUAACUUUAACCUGGAUCAUAAUAGGAUCUACUCACCAAAAGAUUACAGAGAUAUCAUUUCUCUGGGAGAAAGCCAAGAUAUGUUUAACUUUGAACAGCAGGCAAUCUGGGAUUCCAUCUUGCACCAGAAUAUUUUGUCACCUGAAAGAACCAGAUCUAGAUUGAGUUUAGAACCACAUAGCCCUAAAUCUCAACCAUUCGCCAGACGUUCUCUGUUGGAUUCCCCUAGGACUUCUGUAGUAACUGGUAUACCUAUUAUUUUUGAAAAAAGUCCUUCUGUUGUAGAAAAAAGCAAAUCUAAAACAGACAUCCCUGCUUCUUCAAAAGCAGUUUCACAAACAUUUAUAGUAAUUGAUGGUGCUGAGGAGUGCCUACCACGAUCAUAUUCUCCAAUAAUAAUUGAUGAUGAACCUAAUCUGUCUGAUAAUGUCAGCAGAGUAUUCAACCAAAAUAAUCGCCCAUAUUUUACCAAGGAUUGUUUACUACCUGUGGUAGGAGUCAAAAACCUUGUGUCUCCACAGCUGAGUGACAUAAACAGUAAAAGCUCCAGCCCAUCUAAAGUCUCGGUUAAGAGCACAAAUGAUUUCAAAGAUGCUUGUUUGAAAAACAUUGAAGACAACCCACCCUGUCCUGUUGUGCUAGAAUGUCACGAUGAAUCAGACUUCUGCACUGAUGUCAGUGAUAAUGCUGAAAGUACUAAAUGUUUUGUUCAGCCUACUCCUAGCUACCCCAUUUAUAGUAUCCUUAAAAGACAGCUGGACAAGGAAGAAAGACUAGUAGACUAUGUGAAAGGAGAUGGCAACUGCUUCUUCAGAGCUCUGAGCAAACUGAUGUAUGGGUCUGAUGUUUAUCACAAAGCUGUCAGAACUCUCAUUGUUGACAUUAUUGCUACUAACAAAGAGAAAUUUGCACAGUUUGUUGAUGGUGAAGAUGUUCAGAGCCAUGUUGAAAGAAUGUCUGAAGAUCAUUGUUGGGCAACCACUUGUGAAAUCUAUGCUGCUGCUACACUGCUACAGCGGGACAUCUACAUGCUCACGCCAAACCACUCAAAUGACAAGUACUCUUGGCUUCUGUUCAGGCCUGUGUUUGAGCGUCAGUUGCAAGAUAUAGAAUUGUCCAGCCGUCCAUGCUGCUACAUCACCCUGUGCAAUACCAAUGGCAAUCAUUAUGACCGCAUAGUUCCUAAUCAUGGCAAGUGUAACUGUUUCUUACCGCACCCCCAGCUUGAUGGAAUAUAUGCCAAUGUGGACCUUACAGAAACAUAGUGUUCAAAUGUCAUUUUUUUUAAAUUUAUCAAAGAGUUGUGAUUUAAUUGCUAAAAGUACUUAUUUAUACUACACUGAGAUAUCUUACUUAUUUAUACUACACUGACACAUCUUAUGUAGCCCAGAGUUGGUCAAAGUUCAUCCCUUCAAUGCUUUUUAGCCAACUUCUAGAACCUUUGAUGUAUUAGAUUUGUUCUGCAGUUUUGUUUGUUUUUGUUUUUUAUUAACAUAUUUUCAGUAGGUAUAAGAGAGUAUAAUUAUUGAAGUAGGAACUAAAAACUGUUAUAAAAUUGUUGAUUAUUAUAUACAAUGCUAUUAAAAUUCUGAUGUGGUUAGAGUUAAAAAAAAAUAAUUUAACAUUGGUUUUUGAAAAUUUAUUUUAACAGAGGAUUAUAUGGAUAAAAACUGUAAAUUGCUUGUAAUGUAUCUAAACCAAACAUUUUUAAAUGUGGUCUCCUAAUAAACAAAGGAUGAAAAAGAUAGCAAAUAAGCUACUUCUAGUUAAGCAACUAUUACGGAAUAGUGAGUUUUAGAUGGAAAUUGUUUAUUGGGCUAACAAUAACUCUUUUGGUGAAAUUAUUUUUAUAAAAUGUAUAUAAAUCAUGUCUGUUUGAAAAAUUGUAACAUUCAGAUAAAUUUAAACUGUGUCUGCAACCAUCAAAUGUAAUAAGUGUGUCAGAAACCAUAAGGAAUUGCCUUGAUCAUCAUGAGACAUUUCUAUUUGCUUGUAUAGUAUGUACAUAGACAAUGAACAUAACAGUUGUAAAUAUACAUGCAUAUGAUACAUCAUUCAAGCUAAACUAUUUUCAUUUACAUUCAGAGAAGAAAUAAAAAUAAACACAAUUCUAAUUGAUUCUA
Molecule: messenger RNA, 2501 nt
Organism: Biomphalaria glabrata
Lineage: Eukaryota; Metazoa; Mollusca; Gastropoda; Planorbidae
Exons: 3
Coding region: 270-1643 (457 amino acids)
Biological process (GO): protein deubiquitination
Molecular function (GO): cysteine-type deubiquitinase activity
Source: RefSeq, a predicted model, not a curated record